AUGUCUUCUCUUUUGUUUUCUUUACAUUUGGCAGUGUUCAUUCUACCAGCUGUUUCAUCCAAAUGCUUUUAUACAAACCAAACAUACGAUGAAGCUACAUGGCCUCUUAUCUACAUUUUGAAUCCCUUCGAUGACGAGGGCAAUCCAGUAGCAGGAAACUGCACUAUUUUCGCUGAUUCAGGGUCUGAUCUUAGAACUCUGUGGCAUUUCCAAAUCCAACAGUUUGUUAAAACCGACAGCUUAGAGGACGCUUACAUCAAUGUUUUCAAUUCAGAUGGAAGUCCUUUGUUCACUCAUGUUGAUGGAACUACCAGCACCUCAUCUGAUAUGUUCACAACUAAAAGUAGCUCGCGAAACGUAAUAAUAAACGUUGUUGUUCCUUCCAAAGCAGUAAGUAUCGUGGGUCAAAUGGAAGGUACUCCAUCACAUCACAUAGAAACUUCAACAGUCGCACAUGGGAACAAGGUUGUAAAUCCGAAAUUUCGAUAA
Auanema sp. JU1783 is the source of this 489-nucleotide messenger RNA. The record is from the annotation of a GenBank genome assembly. NCBI's taxonomy places the organism in Eukaryota, Metazoa, Nematoda, Chromadorea, Rhabditida, Rhabditidae.